Messenger RNA from Durotheca rogersii, 3156 nucleotides. RefSeq lists its product as uncharacterized. The transcript has 3 exons. Gene Ontology annotation, biological process: aromatic amino acid catabolic process; positive regulation of transcription by RNA polymerase II. Gene Ontology annotation, cellular component: nucleus. The record is from RefSeq and is a predicted model, not a curated record. The coding region runs from base 1 to 3156 and encodes 1051 amino acids. Gene Ontology annotation, molecular function: DNA-binding transcription factor activity, RNA polymerase II-specific; zinc ion binding. Lineage: Eukaryota; Fungi; Ascomycota; Sordariomycetes; Xylariales; Xylariaceae.
AUGUCUCUGAAAUAUGAAAACCCCGCGGCACCCUCUGCCACUAUGUCGUCGUCAUCGUCUGCCGCCCAACAGCCUCGCCAACCCCUUCCCGCGAACACCUCGCACUCCCAACCCCAGGCUCAAUCGCAGUCUCAGUCGCUGCCUCAACAGCAGCUGCCCCAACAGCCCCAGCACAAACGAGUCUACCAAGCUUGCAUCCCGUGCCGAAGGAGAAAGGUGCGAUGCGAUUUGGGGAGCGUCGACGAUCCCCACGAACCCCCGUGCGUGCGCUGCCGUCGCGAGAGCAAGGAGUGCUUUUUCAGUGCUACCCGGCGGAAGCGGAAGAACGACGACGAGCUCGACGACCAGGAGGAUGAUUAUACUCUUCGUAACGCACGGAAGCGACCCCACACCGACGGCACGCCCCCUCUCCCCGUCGACCGGAAAUCUUACAGCAGCGUUCCCCUGACCCCGGGUGGCUCGACCGGCCGGACGCAGCCCUUGAGACGGCCUAAUGCGGACCACGAAGAUGGGAGGAGAACCAGCCGGGGCACGAGCUACACCGAUGUCGGCGAAGACUCCAACGCCCACUUGGAGAACCUCGAAGCUCAGAGCGUUAUGAGAAAGGAGGUAUACGGUCCCCACGACGCCCUCGACCUCCUCUACAAGGCUGCCACCGACAGGUCCGUCUCUUCGUCAUACCGCCCCAUCUAUCCGAUACGGCCCGUUAGCGUGCGAAUUACUAAUUUCGAUAGCCCGCACGACCUGAACAGGACUCGUGAAAAUGUCACUGUGGCCUCCGUCGUCCAGCCGUCACCCGUGUCUGCCCAGGGCCGCAAGACGCCUCGAGAUCACGGCUCGAACUUCGCCAGCCGUCCGGAUGGUCGCACAACAUCGAAAUCGGCGGACCUCAUCGACCCGCUCCUGCAAACGUCGGCGAAGGCCGACGAAGCAUCCGACAUGGAACGGCGCCUGAAUGUCGAGAACGAAGCCGGAUACCAGGAAGCGCUCGAUGCUUGGUCGAGGUUUAGAUUCGUUAGGGCUGGAUGGUUCACUAAGGAGGAGGCCGUGAGAUACAUCGUAUACUACUACGAGUAUUUAUCCCCCAUGACGCCCAUCUCGCCGCCAACGUUCCGCAGUCCUUCUUCGCAUAUCACCUUGCUGACUGAAGAGCCAAUUCUCACCGUGACCUUGUUGACUAUCGCCUCGAGGUACUACCGUAUACAAACCACCGGUGGGCACUGCAGGUCGCACGCGAUCCACGAAGAGCUGUGGCGGUAUCUUCGGAGGAUGAUUGAACGGUGUCUCUGGGGGCAGGAGGCGUUCGGCGGCGGCUUCUGCGGAUCUGGGGCCGACGAGUCGCAGACCUCGAGCACUGCGCCGUGGAGAGGUCUGAGGAAGGGGAGCCUUCGUACAUUAGGAACAAUCGAAUCACUGAUGAUUUUGACGGAGUGGCAUCCCCGAGCGCUUCACUUCCCUCCUGACGAGGCCAUUGACGAAUUGAUGCUUCCCUCCCGUGACGUGCACCCUCACGAUCUAGGUGACGACGAAGGCGGGCCCCGCCCCGGCGGGAAUGUCGGCGGUCGGAGGAUCGAAAGCUGGCUCGAGCCCGCUUGGAGGAGCGACCGCAUGUGCUGGAUGCUGCUCAGCAACGCGUUAGGUCUAGCUUACGAGUUAGGUGUCUUUGACGACAUUGGCGAGCUACUCGAGACCAAUGCCAUCACGCGGCCCGAGUACGAGGACGAGGCCUAUCGCCUCCGCGCGACGCGGAUUAAGCGCCUGCUAUUGGUGUACCAGACCCAGCUGGCAGGUCGGCUCGGGUGGACGAAUAUGGUUCCCGAGAGCAUCCGGAAAACCGACCCAGCUCUUUCCGGGAGGCGUCCGAUCUCGAACGAGGGGAACACGCCGGGGACCAACCCGUCCGUGUCAUCCGCCACCUUUUGUUACGUGCCCAACGUCGAGUUGGACGACCAGAUCAUCCAUUGCUGGGUGGGAGUCAGCGAUGCCAUGCAGCUGGGCAACGAGAGACUAUUCCGCUCGCGGAAGCACACCACAGAGAUAAUCCAGAGCGGGAAUUACACGAGAGCGCUGAAGGAGUUCCAACCUAUCCUUAGGAACUGGUGGAGGGAAUUCCAACGCUUCGACAUACCCGAGAACAUCCGUCAUAUCCUGACGAUCGAGUACGAAUACGUGCGCAUAUACGUCAAUUCUCUAGCCCUGCAGGCCGUCGUCGAGCGCUGUACGGUCAACGCCGGGGCGUCUACUAGUGUAGCAGUGGGCAGCGCGCAACUGUCCCCCCAGACGCAGAAUUACCUCGGGAACCUGCCCCUCGGCCACCUAGGCGGCUUCGGUCACGAAGACCAGGAAUACGUCAAAGAGGUGGUGGACGGGUGCAGAAACCUGCUGCGGACGGUCGUCGAGGGCCUGCUCAAGCGAGGCUACCUGAAACACGCACCCGUGCGAACAUACUUCCGGAUCGUCAGCGGUGCUAUGUUUUUACUCAAGACCUUUGCCCUGGGCGCGCCUAAGUCGGAUGUGGAGGUGAGCAUCAGUCUUUUGGACCGCACAGUCGACGCGUUACGAAACUGCGUCGUGGACGACAUCCACCUGGGCACGAGAUUCGGCGACUUGCUCGAGUCUCUAACGACGCGGCUCCGAGACCGCUUUAAGUACGCGCCGGUGGCGGCAGAAGGCAAGAGUCCACGCCCGAACGGCGACACGGGCAAACACACCGCGACGAACGGCCACACCCAAGUGAACGGCGUAGAGAACGGGUACCCGGGCCACUCUGCUAAAUUUCGAGAUGCCCUCUCCGUCCCCGAGCGUUCCUCGACUCCGUCUGGGAACGUAUCGGCAACUCCUUUCGACCUCACUACCGGCACUUUUCCCUACCCGACCGGUUCUGCUUCCGUGUUCGGACCCUCUACGCCAGCGCUAAGCGGAAAUGUGUUGGAAACGUCCCAUCUCGGUGACAACAUCUUCGAGGCCGGCGGAGACUGGAGUGCUGACGACCAGAUGUGGUACCUGCCCCCGGGACCCGGCCUGUUCCAGAGCAUGGGGGAGAACUCCAAUGUGACGAUGACGGAUCAGGGAGUGAACGUGGGAGGCGUGGAUUUGCUCGAGUUCAUGGCCAUGGACCCCCCUCCGUUCACUUCGAUGGAUGGCUCGGGAUACUAG